AUGGCUCCAAACCCGUCGCCCUCGACGAACCCACUCACGAAGGAUCUGAAACCAAAACCCCGCGUCAAGGCCAGCGACCUUGGGUUCAAUGCGCCAGACUACAUCCUCGACGAUGUAAUCCCGAUCUCAGACCCCAAGCUGUUCUACUCCAACGUCUACGCCCAGCGUGACCGGCGGCUUCGCCUUUUGAUUCGGCGCUAUACGAACCAGAUCCAGUACGGUUGCAGAAACGUCAACUGUACCACCCCCACCUGUCUGAGCUACAGGAAGAGGAACAGCACGGGGCCUCUGAGAAAAUAUACUGAACUGAGUGCGAGGACGCUGGCAUGUCAGUUGGUGGACGAAUACAGUCGAAAUGGCAAGGAUUCGUUCGCCGGACUCUGCCAGAACGAGCCCGUUGUGCCGUGGUACGAGGAUCCGGCCCUCGUUAGAAAAAGAAGGAAUAGUCAUGAGAAGGCUGGACACCUGCGACAAGAAAAUGGCCACCUCUCAAAGCCUCCGAGCGUUGCCAUGCGUACCAAGGACUCGUCCAAGGCCAUCCCGACAGCGGAGCACGCGCCGCGAAGAACAAGUCAGGAUGGUGUGGUUCAGGCGGGCAGACGCCUGCGAGAAAUAGAUACAAACGCUGCCGAUGACGUGGUUGACGUGUUGAACCGUACUAUUACCCAAAGCAAUAUGGGGAGAGGGCACAUCGGUGAAGACGAUCUAAAGGAUAACCCAGAACAACCUGCGCCGGCUCCUGCAAGACAGAAAGAUCUCGCUUCGUUUACACAGACACUGUUUGAUCUGGUGCCGCUGCGGCUUCUCAACUGGUUGCCAGCAAAGAACGAUGCCCGCACGACCAAUGUUUCGGGAUCAGUCGAGCCCUAUGGCGAUCGCAAACAAGCUGCUGUCGAUGCCAUGCCGGAAGAACUCGCUACAUCUGUUGAAAGUACAAAGAUAACAUCGGAGGGAGAGACAGAAGAUCAAGGAUGCGAGUCGCAAGAACCACCUCACCAACGGGUGUACAGCCUCCGAACACUUACCUGGAUCACUCUACCCUGGCUGAAGUCUGUUGGUCCCGCCGAUGCCAACUAUCAACGCAGAUUCGUUCCCUUUAUAAAGCAGAGCCUUGUCUAUUGCCUCAGUGACCCUGUGAGGCUGGUGGACACGGUUAAGGAUCUUCAAGUUACUUAUUGGAAUGGACUUAGGAAUUCAUCCGAGCAGAGUGGUGCGGGUUCAGAAAACAGAGCUCAAGUCCAUCGCAUAACACCGUGGCCCAUCAUUUCCACCAGUACGAGAUAUGAUAUGCAAGCGCUCUUGUUCAGCUUUGCUUAUAUUGAGAAAUUCGAGGAACGCGAUCUGGUCAUGAACAGCAUAUUGAAUGCGCUGCAGAACGCGUACUACCUGCCGCCAUGGCUGCAAAGCAGACGUUCUACAAAACACAGUCGAUCAGGCAGCGCGAGUUCCGAGUCGGCAUUGUUCAAGGGACGCCAAUCCUCGGACGGCAACAGCUCUCGGAAUUCACCAUCGCCGGAUUCUGAGGAGCUCGAUAUCCUCUUAGAGGUCGAAAAACCGUUGAUUCCGCUCAAAGACUCUCAGAUAACCGACUUAUGCUUUGUGGCACUGUUAUCGCUAGCGACCACUAUCUUUCAUGUUCCUAAUGCUUCACUUUUCACUGGGAAAGACCAAUUUGUCCAGUUCGCGAGGGAGAGAAACAACGGGCGUGCGCAUUCGUAUUGGGAUGGCUUCAGAGGACGAGAUCUAUUGCUCGCGCGCGAGAUUAUCGGCAUCAUCGAUGUUACCGAAGACUGGGCUGUCCAUCGGCUGCUCACUGCUUUCAUGAACGUUCUCAGCCACCGAUUGACCGUGGGCAAGUGGGCGGCAACUCUAAAGAGCCCAGGCAUGCCCAAGUCGAGCAAGACCACCAUUGUUGAGUCGCUCAUUGAUCGCUUUGACCGAGACUACCUGAAUGGGUGGGACCGUUAUGACAAGAACUGCAGUUGGAUCGGAACCGCUGCUCUGGAACUGGGAAGGACGGUCAUGCUCAGGGAUUGGGAUCGUUCUCCCGUUAUCCUCCGUGCAGGCCCGGUGGGUGGUGCUCUGGAAUUUUUGGCUGGAUUGUACCGUGCUCGACAUCAGCUGAACUUGGAUGCCGAUUGGUUUCAUAUGCCCUUCAUCGCCGACACUUUCGACGACAUGUCCAUGCCCGCAGAAUGGCUGUCCUUUCGCCCAGACUCUCGACAAAUGCAUCUGCUAUCUUUCUCCUUCCUCUUCCAACCACAUGUUCUGGUCAAGUAUUUCAGGGCAAUGAACAUUGCGGUUAUGAAGAAGUCGCAUGAGGAUGCCACCAUUGUAUACAAUGACAUUAGGCAAUAUAUGUGGGCACCCGCCAUCCCCAUCUACGGCGCAAAGGAAGUGCUGGCUCAUCUGCGGCCUCAUAUGGCCAGGUACUUUGUGCUCACGAUCCGGAGAAAUGACAUCUUGAAUGAUGCAAUCGACCAGAUAUGGCGACGCCAACGCAGAGAGCUGAUGCGGCCAUUGCGCGUCCGCCUCGGUAAGGACGAGGGUGAGGAUGGCCUUGAUCAUGGCGGAGUCCAGCAAGAAUUCUUCAGAGCUGUUUUUGGAGAGGCGCUACGACCAGAGUAUUCCAUGUUCACGGUUGACAGUACGACAAGGAUGGCUUGGUUCCAGCCAGGUUCCUUCGAACCCCUCUACAGAUUUGAGGCUUUGGGUAUCUUGAUGUCCAUUGCCAUCUACAACGGACUCACUCUUCCGAUCACUAUGCCGUUGGCUUUCUACAGGAAACUCUUGGGGCUCAAGGUGAAGAAGCUCGACCACAUCGUUGACGGCUGGCCCGAAUUGGCGAGAGGUUUGAAGGCACUCUUGGAUUGGUCAGACGGGGACGUUGGCGACGUGAUUGCCAGGACUUAUGAAUUCAGCUACGAGCUCUGUGGAACGACAGUCACGGUGGAUAUGCAGAAGAUUGGGCGCCAUGACCGUUGGCCACCAACAAAGUCGCAAAUGAGCAAGAAGGGGAAAGAAAAGUCCAAAUCGACCUCUUUCGAGUUGCCGUUAGAGCCAGCGCUAACUCCGCCCCCUCAGCCGUCACCCAGCCUCGGUGCCAGCCUACCGAAUGGUUCAAUAUUGAGUCGGACAUCUUCUAUCGAAGUUAAGGGCAUAUCCACGCCCUUGAGCAUUGACAGUGACAUGCUGGAGAAUUCUGGACAAGAGGCUGCAUUGGUCACGAACGCGAACCGCGAACAAUAUGUUAAAGACUAUAUCUUGUGGCUGACGCACAAGUCCAUCGAACCACAAUACGAAGCCUUUGCUAGGGGUUUCUACACCUGCCUCGAUCGAACGGCCUUGUCUAUCUUCAAUCCUGAAUCCCUGAAGUCCCUCAUCGAAGGAUAUCCCGACAUUGACAUUGACGAGCUCCAAAUGACAACCACCUACGACGAGUAUACACCCGACCAUCCGACAAUCCUCGACUUUUGGCACAUUGUCCGUAGCAUGAGCACCCAUCAACACAGGCAGCUCCUGGAAUUCGUGACCGCGAGUGAUCGAGUCCCAGUCAAUGGUAUGCAGAGCGUGACGUUCAUCGUACAGAAGAAUGGCGAGGAGGACGCUCGACUACCAAGCAGCAGCACGUGCUACGGCCGGCUGCUGUUGCCUCAGUACUCGAGCCGGGCCGUGAUGGAGGAGAAACUGACCAAGGCGAUUGAGAACUGUGUCGGUUUCGGAACCUUGUGA
Fonsecaea pedrosoi CBS 271.37 is the source of this 3732-nucleotide messenger RNA. RefSeq lists its product as uncharacterized. Gene Ontology annotation, molecular function: ubiquitin protein ligase activity. Lineage: Eukaryota; Fungi; Ascomycota; Eurotiomycetes; Chaetothyriales; Herpotrichiellaceae. Bases 1 to 3732 code for a protein of 1243 amino acids. The transcript has a single exon. The record is from RefSeq and is a predicted model, not a curated record. Gene Ontology annotation, biological process: protein polyubiquitination.